AUGUUUGACAAAUUUGUGGCGGGUCUCGUCACGACAUACUUGGGGAAUUACUUUGAAAACGUGAACAGAGAGCAAGUGAAGGUCUCAUUGUGGAGUGGGCAUGUGAGUUUGAGGAAUCUGCGCUUCCGUAGGGACGCUCUGCGGGCAUUUGAUACUGCGGUGUGUGUAAAGGAAGGUUACAUUGAUGAAUUGACGGUUAUUGUUCCAUGGACGCGCCUGCAUUCGGAGUGCGUAGUGGUGGAAGUAAAAAAGGUCCGUGUUUUGCUGCGGCAAAAGACGGCUGCCGGGUAUGAUCCGGCACGUGAAAAACAAGAAGCGUAUGAACGCAAGCUGCACCAACUGAACCUGUUUGAGGCGCUGCUUCAACAAGAACUUGCAGGAGAUACGAAGAUGGAGACAACUCCAGUAGCCCACAAUGGAGUUCCCACAGAAGGCGUACUAGAGGAAGAGGAGGAGGCAUUUUUGGAAGCACAGAAGGAUGUCACUUUUGCAGCACGUCUAAAGGCCGUCAUACUGAACAAUGUUCAACUGAUGUUGAAGGAUGUCGUUGUACAAUAUGAAGGCUGCUAUGCAUCUGGAGGGGGUGUAGAUGCAGGGACGGAUCAACUUGUGGGUCAGGACUAUCAUUCUUUUUCUAUUGUAUUGGAUAAUUUUCGAACGUAUGCGUGUGAUGAAAACUUUGCUCCGCACUUCACCGCAGCAAAGGAGAGGGUGUUGUACAAGAAGGUGGUGCUGGAGGGGGUGCGGGUUCUUCUCAACGCCACCACCUUUUCCAUGCAAAGAUCUGGAUGCAGCGAUGACAAUUAUGCAGCCGAAACCAUACAGGAUACGGAAGAGGCAUCAUUAGGCGUCAUUAGAGGACUGUCUAGGAAAACAACACCAUCAACGUUACGGCAGAGUCUACCAGCGCGGUGCCAUCGCAUUAUUUCACCCUUUAGUGCAAUGGCCUUUGUGCAGUACCAGCCGGUGCCAUACCGCGCCGACCUUCCGACGUUCCGCAUUGAACUGCACGUGGAUCGUUUGCGUGCUGUGUUAUCUCGUGAGGAAUGGGCAAUACUUCUUGCCUUGUGGCGCGAGGCACGUGACGGAGAAGAGUAUGAUGUACUGCGUCACUUUCGGCCCGUGGGCGCCGAAAAGAAAAGGCCCACCGACAAUGCGCGCGCCUGGUGGGCAUACGCCAUUCAGGUAAUUCUGCAUCGUAUAAGGCGGGUUCGAGAACGCCGCGUUUUUGUGUGGGAAAAAUACAAACGCCUCAAAGCGGCGAGAGAAGAGUACAUGACACUGUUCAAACGCGACAGGCGAAGACAACUGGAGGCCAACUGGCUUACAGAACUUACAAUGGAAGAGAAAACGCGACUCCAAGAUUUGGAGAUGGAACUGCCGAUGGAGUCCAUCAAAAUAGCACGUCGACUCGCCUACCAUAGAACGCAUCUAGAGCGGGAACAGAGGGAGACACUGUUGGAAAGGCGACGGCAAAAAAAAAAUCAGCAACAAGAAGAAGCCGAAGGGAAAUCUGGAGAGAUGGGGGAAGAGCCAAACGGGCAGCCCGCCAUGGAUGUCGCCCACACAGACGGGAAACGCCGUUCAAGUUGGUGGAGUUGGUUAUUCUUUUCAAAAACGCGGAACACCCAGGAAGAGAAUGCGGGUGAUCCGGUUGGCGAGGAAACUCCCGAUAUUCAGGCAGAGAUUGAAGAAAUGUUUCAGCUUGUGAAUGCAGAGCGUUGGACAGCUGCGCAACGCCUCGCCAUUGCCAAGGAGUUUGGCAUUCCCGAGAGUGAGGUGGAAAGCCUUUCCGAUGCUGGCGGUAGUGCAUCAAAUGGAAACUUUGAGGGGGUUCGUUGGCAAGUUUCUCUCCGUGCGCAUGCACUCGAGUUAAUGUUGCGCGAAAGUGAUGGGGAAUGCGCAACCUUUGCAACGUUGGCGAUGGAAGGACUCACCGCCAACUUGGUGUACAUGUUUAAUCGCUGCUUUUCUUUUAGCCUGGACGUUAAUGAUUACAUGGUGCUUUCGCACUUGAAGGAGCAAUCGCGUGUGGUGAGUAUUAUU
This is a messenger RNA of Trypanosoma cruzi, 2046 nucleotides long. RefSeq lists its product as uncharacterized. The annotation marks the transcript as partial. Gene Ontology annotation, biological process: protein targeting to vacuole; protein retention in Golgi apparatus. NCBI's taxonomy places the organism in Eukaryota, Euglenozoa, Kinetoplastea, Trypanosomatida, Trypanosomatidae. The record is from RefSeq and is a predicted model, not a curated record. The transcript has a single exon. Gene Ontology annotation, cellular component: extrinsic component of membrane.